Molecule: messenger RNA, 1329 nt
Organism: Spirodela intermedia
Lineage: Eukaryota; Viridiplantae; Streptophyta; Magnoliopsida; Alismatales; Araceae
Source: the annotation of a GenBank genome assembly
AUGAAGGUGAAGACGGGGAAGGUCCUUGCGGGGGCUGUAGCCGUGUCCCUACUCAUCCUCCUGCUGAUCCUCUGGCUAUGCUUCGGCUUCACCAAGGCCUUCUUCAUCUUCGCUGGGAUCGACUCGGCGGCCAUCCUCGCCAUCUUCAUCUGGGCUAUGUUCAAGUACUCCUCCCUCGACCGCCGCCUGUCGAUGGCACGCCGGACGGCCCUUGAUGGCGAGGAGCUCCGCCUGCAGUACAGUAUCCUCCGCAAGGUCGCCGGCCUGCCGACCCUCUUCCGCUACGAGCAGCUCGAAGCCGCCACCGAUGGCUUCCGCGCCGUCCUCGGAAAGGGCUCCUCCGCCUCCGUUUUCAAGGGCAUCCUCGACGACGGCACUGCCGUCGCCGUGAAGCGCAUCGACGGGCAAGAACACGGCGAGGAAGAAUUCCGAGCGGAGGUCACUGCGCUGGCCUCCGUGCAGCACCUCAACCUGGUGAGGCUCCUCGGCUACUGCUUGGUCCCCCGUGGGCCACGCUUCCUCGUCUACGAGUUCAUCGAGAACGGGUCUCUCGACAGUUGGAUCUUCUCCGGCGACAGCGGCAGAAGCACCUCCGCCGCCCAGCGGUUGCUCCCGUGGGAGCAGAGAUGCGCGGUGGCUCUGGACGUGGCCCGGGCCCUCGCCUACUUGCACCAUGACUGCCGAUCGAGGGUCCUCCAUCUUGACGUGAAACCGGAGAACAUCCUGCUGGACGAGGUCUUCCGCGCCUGCGUGGCCGAUUUCGGGCUGUCGAAGCUGAUGAGCAGGGACGAGAGCCGAGUGGUGACCACCGUGCGGGGGACGCGUGGGUAUUUGGCGCCGGAGUGGCUUCUCGAGAGCGGCGUGUCGGAGAAGUCCGACGUCUACAGCUACGGUAUGGUACUGCUGGAGAUCGUAGGCGGGCGGCGCAACGUGCGGCUCGUCGGCGACGGGCCGGCGUCGCAGAGGAAGUGGUCGUAUUUUCCUAGGAUCGUGGCGGAGAAGGUACGGCAGGGAAGGGAGAUGGAGGUGGUGGACGAGAGGCUGCCGGCAGGGGAGGUGGAGGAGAACCAGGUGAAGGCGAUGCUAUACGUGGCGCUGUGGUGCAUCCAGGAGAAGCCCACGCUGCGGCCGACGAUGGCGAGGGUCGUGGACAUGCUCUCCGGGAGGGCUCCCGUGGAGGCACCGCCCGAGACAGAGAUGGUGGUGGUGGACCUUCUCGCCAUCGACCACGAUGACGCCGGCGACUCGGCGGCGGCGCCACCGCACGCCGGCCAAAACCGGCCCAUGUCGGCGUACUUUGCCUCCCUGUCCACAUUGUCCCCCCGGUAG